Molecule: messenger RNA, 3820 nt
Organism: Arvicanthis niloticus (Nile rat)
Lineage: Eukaryota; Metazoa; Chordata; Mammalia; Rodentia; Muridae
Gene: Prep
Product: prolyl endopeptidase
Biological process (GO): proteolysis
Cellular component (GO): cytosol
Molecular function (GO): oligopeptidase activity; serine-type endopeptidase activity
Source: RefSeq, a predicted model, not a curated record
CGCUUGGGCCCGCCCGCCGGGGAGGGGCUCCCGGCCUGGCCGACAGCGUCUUCCUGCUUGGCGCACAGCCCCGCCGUGAGUCCGCCCGUGCACGCCGGCCCGCCAGCUGUCUGCCCGCUCGCACGCCGCCCUUCGCCGCAGUCCGUGCCCAGCCUCGCCCGCACUCCCUCCCUACCUUCAGCCCACGCCCGGCACCGGCCAUGCUGUCCUUCCAGUACCCGGACGUGUACCGCGACGAGACCUCCGUACAGGAUUAUCAUGGACAUAAGAUUUGUGAUCCGUAUGCUUGGCUUGAAGACCCAGACAGCGAGCAGACAAAGGCUUUUGUGGAGGCACAAAACAAGAUUACAGUGCCAUUUCUUGAGCAGUGUCCAAUCAGAGGUUUAUACAAGGAGAGAAUGACUGAGCUGUACGACUACCCCAAGUACAGCUGCCACUUCAAGAAAGGAAAGCGGUAUUUUUAUUUUUACAAUACAGGUUUGCAGAACCAACGUGUAUUAUAUGUGCAAGACUCCUUAGAAGGGGAAGCCAGAGUAUUCCUGGACCCCAACACUCUGUCGGAUGAUGGCACGGUAGCACUCAGAGGUUAUGCCUUCAGUGAAGAUGGUGAAUACUUUGCCUAUGGUCUGAGCGCCAGCGGCUCAGACUGGGUGACAAUCAAGUUCAUGAAGGUCGACGGUGCCAAAGAGCUUCCCGAUGUGCUCGAGAGGGUCAAGUUCACGUGUAUGGCCUGGACGCAUGAUGGGAAGGGAAUGUUCUACAACUCAUACCCGCAGCAGGACGGGAAGAGCGAUGGCACAGAGACGUCCACCAAUCUCCACCAGAAGCUCUGCUACCACAUCCUGGGGACUGAUCAGUCGGAAGACAUUUUGUGUGCUGAGUUCCCGGAUGAACCUAAAUGGAUGGGAGGAGCUGAGCUAUCCGACGAUGGCCGAUAUGUCUUAUUAUCGAUCUGGGAGGGAUGUGAUCCAGUAAAUCGACUGUGGUACUGUGACCUCCAGCAGGAAUCCAAUGGUAUCACCGGAAUCCUGAAGUGGGUAAAACUGAUAGACAACUUUGAAGGAGAAUAUGAUUACGUAACCAACGAGGGCACAGUGUUCACAUUCAAGACGAACCGCAAUUCUCCCAAUUAUCGGUUGAUCAACAUCGACUUCUCGGACCCUGACGAGUCCAAGUGGAAAGUGCUCGUUCCAGAGCACGAGAAAGAUGUCUUAGAGUGGGUGGCUUGUGUCAGGUCCAACUUCCUGGUCUUGUGCUACCUCCAUGAUGUGAAGAACAUUCUGCAGCUUCACGACCUGACGACUGGUGCUCUCCUCAAGACCUUCCCGCUGGACGUGGGCAGUGUGGUGGGGUACAGUGGACGCAAGAAGGACUCUGAGAUCUUCUACCAGUUCACAUCCUUCUUAUCUCCAGGUGUCAUUUACCACUGCGAUCUUACCAAAGAGGAACUGGAGCCCAUGGUUUUCCGAGAGGUGACGGUGAAGGGGAUCGAUGCUUCCGAUUACCAGACGAUCCAGGUUUUCUAUCCUAGCAAGGAUGGCACAAAGAUUCCAAUGUUUAUUGUGCAUAAAAAAGGCAUAAAGCUGGAUGGCUCACACCCUGCUUUCUUGUAUGGCUACGGGGGGUUCAACAUCUCCAUCACACCCAACUACAGCGUGUCCAGGCUCAUUUUUGUGAGACAUAUGGGCGGUGUCCUCGCGGUGGCCAACAUCAGAGGUGGUGGUGAAUAUGGAGAGACGUGGCAUAAAGGUGGUAUCUUGGCCAACAAGCAAAACUGCUUUGAUGACUUCCAGUGUGCCGCUGAGUACCUCAUCAAGGAAGGUUACACAUCUCCCAAGAGACUCACCAUCAACGGAGGCUCCAACGGCGGACUGUUAGUGGCUGCCUGUGCAAAUCAGCGUCCAGACCUCUUCGGCUGUGUUAUUGCCCAGGUUGGAGUGAUGGACAUGUUGAAGUUCCACAAAUUUACUAUUGGUCACGCCUGGACCACUGAUUACGGGUGCUCCGACAGUAAAGAACACUUUGAAUGGCUUCUCAGGUACUCCCCACUGCACAACGUGAAGCUUCCAGAUGCAGAUGACAUCCAGUACCCAUCCAUGCUUCUCCUCACGGCCGACCACGACGACCGCGUGGUCCCGCUGCACUCGCUCAAGUUCAUUGCCACCCUUCAGUACAUCGUGGGCCGCAGCGGGAAGCAGAGCAACCCCCUGCUCAUCCACGUGGACACCAAGGCUGGCCACGGCGCCGGGAAACCCACCGCCAAAGUGAUAGAAGAGGUCUCCGAUAUGUUUGCGUUCAUAGCACGGUGCCUGAACAUCGAGUGGAUCCAGUAAAAGGGAUUUCCAGCUCCUCCCGCCUGACACAGAACACCUCAAGGGCUUUCUCACCAUCCUGACUGAGAAACCACUGGGCAGAACGGUGCCCCACGUGAGCACUGUGCCUCCGCUCACAGACAGCAAACGCUGAGCAGACCUGCCACAGGAUUUUAUCUUUUCUAGGCUUCUCCUUUCUAGCAAGCCCUUGAUGUUUUGUUGGUUUGUUUGGUUUUUUUUUUUCCCACUCUCUCCAGGCACAUAUAUUAAAAGGGGGGAGGGGCAUGUUUAUAGGAAACUAAAUGGCACUGACCGUGUUGUGAGUAUUAGACCCCUGAAUUCGUAAGGGAUCUAAGUAAGAGUCAUAGUUGGACAUACACCUAUAUAAUAGCUCAAUGAAGUUACUUCUCUAACCAUAGCAUAUAACCUUGAGUAAAUGGGAGACCUCAAGGGAGACUCCACUGCAAUUCUAAUAAAUGCUAUUUAAGAAUGGGAGGCUUUAGCUUUGGUUCCUUUGAGAGGCAGCCCUCAAAAUGCAGAUGACUAUCAGAAUAAAGAAUAUAGCCUUUAUGCAGCAGGUUAGUUUCCAACAGUUAGAAUCUUGGUACCACAGAAAAGAGGCUGAGUCUACCUACCUCGUCUCGCUCAAUGGAUGCAGUUGUGGGAGAAGCCUUGCCAUCACCACUGUUGCCCACCCAGGUAAAGAUAUGAUUGGGCUCUUCCGGUUUGGACGUCUCUUACUGCAAGUGUCUGGACUGGGAUUGGAGAGAUGGGUUUGGGGCUGAGGGAGCUUGCUCUGCAAGCCCGAGGACUGCUGAGCUUGAAUGAUAGCACAUGUAUAAAAUGCUGGGCACAGGCUACAUGUGCUUGUAACUCCCUGUAGUGGGGGCAGCAAUAGGCCGAUCCCGAGCACUCAGUGGUCAACCAGGUUAGCCAAAAAUGGUGAGCUUCUGGUUCAUUGAGAGUCAGUGUCUCGAGGCAAUAAGGUGGGUGGGGACAGAGAAAGACAUCAGACAGCCUCAGGUCUCCAUGCACACGUGCACACAUGUGCUUGCACCAUGCACAGAAACCACAUACAGACACAAAAACUAUGGAGUGGGAAAUUUAAGACUAUUCACCUGUUUGCCCGUGUAUUAGUAGCUUGGAUACAGAGUAUUUGUGGAAAUGAGUCAAGCACAAGUCAAUUGUCCAAAUCGAGAGAGGCAUUCGCCCAAUCUCCCUGUGUAACCUGGAACCUGCAGCAUUUCUCAAGCUGUGUCCCUCCCGGGUUACUUUCCAGCAAUGCUGUGUGGAAGUCAGGUUUCCAUUUGCUCUACCCCAGCCCAGUAGUUUUUGAGGGAACAAUAUAAAUCCCUAAAACCUAGGCUUUAGAAAUAAUGUUCUGGGUGUGUUGUUAAAACACAAUAUACUGUUCGUUUACUUAUCAGCUUGGGAAUGCUGAUACCUAGUUUAUAAGAAAAAGAUGUGUUACUUUAUCAGAGGUGAUUAAAAGGAGUACCUUCACUGUA